Messenger RNA from Necator americanus (New World hookworm), 342 nucleotides. RefSeq lists its product as uncharacterized. The transcript has 2 exons. Bases 1 to 342 code for a protein of 113 amino acids. NCBI's taxonomy places the organism in Eukaryota, Metazoa, Nematoda, Chromadorea, Rhabditida, Ancylostomatidae. The record is from RefSeq and is a predicted model, not a curated record.
AUGACGAUCUGUGCUUAUAACGCCAGUACGCUUUCAUGGGAUGCGGCCAUUGAAGAUCUGAUGAUGCAAGCCAGGAAGUUUAAGUACGACUUCAUCGGACUGACCAAGACUAGAGGGGUUGGUGGAGUUGGCGUCCUCGUCAACACGAGUAUGGCAAAGAACGCCGACUCUUUCGAGCAACUUACGACCCGAAUCGGACGUCUGCGGAUGAGAAGAUGUGGUCCAACGCCAGCUUUGACAGUUUUCGUCGCUUACGCUCCAACAUCAAGCUACGAAGAAGAAGUUGUCGGAGCUGUCUAUAUGGACCUAGAAAAGUUCUACAGGGAAGACCACACCUUCUAG